AUGGUUCGCCGUUUAAAGAUAUCGCGUGCGGUCGGCCCGUCGCACGACCCGACGCCCAUCUCCUCAACUAUCACCACGCCCCUUAGUUCGGCCUACCCGUCGACCUACGCUUCCGAAGUCGAUUGGGAUAGCGAAGUCAACAAUCUUCCUAUGGGAUCCCUGACCCUCGCCGAGAGGAAGGCUAGACGGAAGGCGAAGCCCUUUCCGUUCAUGUCGCUGCCAUCCGAACUCCGUCUUAAGGUGUACGACUAUUACUUUGAGGGCAGCGGCAGUGUCAUUGAUCUUGACCCGGACAACUAUAAGAAACUGCACAAAAAGCUCGGCAUCCAGAGGACCUGUCGAACCGUUUACAACGAAGUCUCGCACUACUUCUAUAGCAGCCGCUCUUUCCGAAUCUUCCCAACACACCCGGGUCGCUUCUUCAAGACUAAGAAGCCUCUCCUGGCUCGUCUUAAACCGACUUCGCGCAGUCACAUUACGUCUUUGGAGCUGCGUCUCGGCCCCGGCUGGAAUAAGCCGCCGCGAGGAUGGGUGGUUAAACCCGCCCUGGGGCUCCAUGAAUGUAAGAAUGUCCGUCGUCUUUUGGUCAUGGUUGAGUGUGACCCCAGCGACGGCGUUUUCAACGGAUUCCGCCGGUCAGACGGAUUCUAUGAAGGCUUCUGCCAAUCGCUUCUCACCGAAGUUAUGAACGAGAUGCCCUGGCUAGACACAGUCACCUUUGAUGCGUGGCCCAGUGUUAAGAAGUCGGGCGCGAUGAUGCGAGGACUCCUCGAUGUUACUGCGGCGAACAACCGCAAGAUUAGAUGGGGCCCCGAGAGAGGAUGGACUGACGGCCCCGACGACGAGCCCCAGCCCAGCAGCAACCUGGUGCUAGUGCCGCCACCACCCGAAUUUAACACGUCCAGCAUGGGCGUUUUGGUUAUGGCGUAA
Colletotrichum truncatum is the source of this 930-nucleotide messenger RNA. Its product is annotated as 3 exoribonuclease family protein. Lineage: Eukaryota; Fungi; Ascomycota; Sordariomycetes; Glomerellales; Glomerellaceae. The record is from RefSeq and is a predicted model, not a curated record.